AUGCACCCGCCAUCCAUCUUAAUUUUCGGAUUCGCAGCUGUUCGUGCUGUUUUUGGAACACCUAUUCCAGUAAGAAAUAUUUUCUCUCACUUUCCCGCUUUAAUGAUUCAAACAUUCACUCAUAGCUAUCCACAUGAUGCUCGCGCAAUUUUCGUUAACUCUUCCAAGAGACUUCCUACAUCCAGCGGAAACAUUACAGCAUACGGUAACAAUGCCCAUAUUGAGUCCCAUCUAUCGAAACGAUCGUCGGAAUCCAAUGAAAGCAUUGAGUGUCCCGAGGGGUUUACGCCAAGGGAUGGAAGCAAAAUAGUCCCCUGUGUUUCUAUUCAUCUCAAACUGGAGAAGCAAAGCUGA
Botrytis fragariae is the source of this 354-nucleotide messenger RNA. RefSeq lists its product as uncharacterized. The record is from RefSeq and is a predicted model, not a curated record. Lineage: Eukaryota; Fungi; Ascomycota; Leotiomycetes; Helotiales; Sclerotiniaceae. The coding region runs from base 1 to 354 and encodes 117 amino acids. The transcript is spliced from 2 exons.